AUGCUUCCUCAAAAAUUACUACUUCAAGUCCUCUUUGCCUGGACCUCCGUGGCCUGGUCACCAACCAACUCUUAUGCUCCUGCCUACGUGACCUGUCCUGAUGUUUCCCUCGUCCGCGAUGCUUCAAAAUUGAGUGAUUCCGAAACCGAAUGGGUCGCUAAACGUACCGAAAUCACCAAGAAAAACCUCGGCUUGUUCCUCGAAUACUCCACCAGCUUGGACUCUCUGGAAUAUCAAUCCCUUUUAGAAGAUGAUACCAUCAAGAUCGGCCUCAGUUUCUCCGGAGGUGGGUAUCGUGCAAUGCUCAGUGGUGGAGGUCAGUUAUCUGGUUUGGACAACAGAACCACCGGAGCGUUCGAGCAUGGUUUAGGAGGGUUGCUUGAGUCCUCCACUUAUAUUGCCGGGCUUUCUGGAGGGAAUUGGCUCGUGGGUACAUUGGCAUUGAAUAAUUGGACCAGUGUCGAAGAGAUUUCAACCAGUGAUACUAUUUGGAACUUGAAUGAGCCAUUAUAUGCCCUUGGAGGGGAGAACUACAUUAAAGAUUAUGAGUAUUGGGACGAAUGGAUCAAAGAUAUCAAGGCAAAACAAAAAGCCGGUUUCGAAGUCAGUCUCAUUGACGUGUGGGCUAGAGCAUUAUCAACGGUAUUUUCCGAAUCAGCGGAAAUUGGGGCCGCUGAUACUUGGUCGACCAUUGCUAGCAGUGAUGUUUUCACUAAUGCCCAAAUGCCAUUCCCAAUCUCGAUUUCUGACGCGUUUAUUUCUCUUGUAGAACUAACCUCGACUGAUACCACCAUUAUCGAGACCAAUCCGUUUGAACUUGGUAGUUGGGACCCAACCCUUGAUGCCUUCACCUUGGUGCAGUAUUUGGGUUCCAAUUUGACCGAUGGGGAGCCAUACGAUUCUCAAAGUUGUGUUGAAGGAUUUGACAAUGGUGGGUUCAUCAUGGCCAGUUCCUCAGAUGUCUUCAACAUCCCUGCUGAUGAUUUGGGGGAAGAAUUAUCGGGAAUUCUUGCCAAUGCCAUCGAUGGGAUCACUACCACCAGUGUCGAUAAAGCAAUUUAUCCAAACCCGUUCUACCAAAGUGCUUAUGGUACUCAGGACGAUUUCGCCAACGAUAAAUACCUUUACCUCGUUGAUGGUUCGGAAGGUGGGGAAAAUGUCCCAGUGGCCCCAGUCACUUUAACCAAACGUUCCACUGAUCUUGUGCUUGCAUUUGAUAAUAGUGCCGACACUUCUGACAACUGGCCAAAUGGUGCCUCAAUCGUUUCGACUUACGAAAGACAAUUCUCGGCAAUUGGGGCCCCAUACUCUUUCCCAUACGUGCCACCAACUUCCACGUUUUUGGCAAAAAAUUUUACCCAUCGUCCAGUAUUCUUUGGUUGUGAUGCCACUAACUUGACCGAGCUUUCCAGUAUUCCUCCAUUGGUGGUAUAUAUUGCUAAUUCUGACUAUUCCUUCGCUUCGAAUACCAAAACUUUACAAUUACAAUACACCGAUGAACAGAAACUUGGAAUGAUUCAAAAUGGAUUUGAAGUGGUCACGAGAAACAAUUUGACCGAGGAUUCUAACUGGGCCACUUGUGUUGGGUGUGCGGCAAUUAGAAGAGCUCAAGAAAGAGCUGGGAUCGAACAAAGUGAUGUUUGUCAACAAUGUUUUACUGAUUAUUGUUGGGAUGGUGAAGUGUAG
This is a messenger RNA of Saccharomycopsis crataegensis, 1686 nucleotides long. RefSeq lists its product as uncharacterized. Gene Ontology annotation, cellular component: extracellular region; intracellular membrane-bounded organelle; plasma membrane. Gene Ontology annotation, molecular function: A2-type glycerophospholipase activity. The record is from RefSeq and is a predicted model, not a curated record. The transcript has a single exon. The coding region runs from base 1 to 1686 and encodes 561 amino acids. Gene Ontology annotation, biological process: glycerophospholipid catabolic process. NCBI's taxonomy places the organism in Eukaryota, Fungi, Ascomycota, Saccharomycetes, Ascoideales, Saccharomycopsidaceae.